This is a messenger RNA of Fusarium keratoplasticum, 1866 nucleotides long. RefSeq names its product Protein kinase domain-containing protein. NCBI's taxonomy places the organism in Eukaryota, Fungi, Ascomycota, Sordariomycetes, Hypocreales, Nectriaceae. Gene Ontology annotation, biological process: protein autophosphorylation; autophagosome organization; autophagy. The coding region runs from base 1 to 1866 and encodes 621 amino acids. The transcript has a single exon. The record is from RefSeq and is a predicted model, not a curated record. Gene Ontology annotation, cellular component: cytoplasm; autophagosome. Gene Ontology annotation, molecular function: protein serine/threonine kinase activity; ATP binding.
AUGGAAUGCCUCAAGGACAAGUUCAUCGGCGGUGUCCUCCUCGGUGGACGUUACCAGACAAUCUCCCCCCUCAACCAUGGAUCUUUUGGUAUGGUCUUCAAGGCCCAGGAUCUCGUGACCAACGAGACCGUGGCCAUCAAGUGCCUCACCAAGAAGAAUGCCUGCCCGGAAGCUAGCUCCGAUUUUGCCAUCGAUGAGAAGUCGGAGGAAUUCGUCUUGCAUAGCCGCCUGGCCUCUCACCCCAACAUCGUCAACCUGCUCGACUCGUUCGAGACUGAGUCGCACCUCUACUUGGUCCUCGAGUUCUGCGGUCAGGGUGAUCUGUACGAGGCUAUCCGAAAGGGCCAUGGCCCUCUCGAGACAGAGCACGUUCGUCAAUUCAUGCUUGAGCUUAUCGACGCCGUCGAAUACAUCCACUCCAAGGGUGUCUACCACCGUGACAUCAAGCCUGAGAACAUCUUCCUCAGCCAGGAUGGUGCCAUGAAGCUCGGUGAUUUCGGUCUGGCAACUACCGAGAAGUGGUCUUACGAGAUGACUGUUGGCAGCGAUCGCUACAUGGCUCCCGAGCAGUUCGAUUCGGCCGGCGCCGGUUACUCGCCUGCCGAGGCGGACAUCUGGGCCAUUGGCAUCUGCCUUCUCAACAUCCUCUUCUCUCGCAACCCCUUCACCACCCCCACCGAGGCCGACCCUCUCUUCCUCGACUACUCGCGAGAUAAGCAGUCUCUGUUUGAUGUGUUCCCUUCCAUGUCUCAGGACACAUACGAGGUUCUCGUGCAGUGCAUGAACCUCGACCCCAAGCGACGGUCGAUGGAGGGAGCUCGCGAUGCCCUUCUCCGGGUUGUCAGCUUCACCACCGAGGAUGAGGAUGCCGACGACUACUGCGGCGCCGAGACCGCCACUCUUGCCACUGCCAACCGUGAGCCCCUGCGCACUCCCUCGAUCCAGUCUCCCCAGGUCGAGACGGGUGCCUUUCCCUGGGCCAAGGCCCUUCACGGAACCGGCCGGCAACUCAGUGUCAUUCCCGACGACGAGAGCUACACCGAAGAGCUCUUCCCUAAGUCGGAGGCGACUACCGCUGACUGGUGCUCUGCUAACAUGCAGACUCCCAUGUCAUCUGUUCUCGACUCUCACAUGGGCGUCUCGAUGAAGUCGUUUGCCAUCAAGCCCAAUGCUCGGUUCAACAGGGUUUCCCCCACCGCCGGCUCCCUCCCCAUCACCAUGGCCAAACCUGCGCCAGCCAUGUCGAUGGUGUUUGGAGGACGCCAGGAAGCCGUGUCCAAGAGCUGGAGUGACAUGUGGGAUGAGGAUGAGGAAGAGGAGGAACGUGAGCAGCAGAUGCAGAUGCUGCAGGAGCUCAAUGCCCGGACGUGGAGCCAGGAGAGCAAGGAGGAGAUCAAGAAGGAGGCCGAGAAGGCCUACAAGGUGGAACAGGAACCCGAGCCGGUGUCGCAUGCGCACGACAUCAAGGGAGACAUCGACGACGACCUGGUUGCCGACGGCUUCUUCUUCCAGGAAGCCCCGGCUCCCAAGCCUCAACAUCAUGUCACCAUCACGCCUCGCUACUCGCCGCCGCUCAAGAAGAGUCCUCUGGACAAGUGGGCGGCGCUUGGCGAGCGACGCCGGGGUCAGGUUGCCACUUUGGAUUCGAUUAAGUCGGUGGACUUUGUUAAGCCCCGACGACACAAUAUUGGUUUUGGAUACAAGUCUUAUGAAGCGGGAGUUUGGGAUCAUUCUAAUUAUCACCACAAAUUUGGGACCGCGAAAGAACGGGUCAAGGAAUGUCCCUGGAACAAGGGCAGAGAUUGGAACUGGCGUCGGGAUAGACGCAACGAUCUCGGAGACGUUGAGUGGGUUGGAGGCUGGUGA